This is a messenger RNA of Cinclus cinclus, 1253 nucleotides long. RefSeq names its product glutamate rich 1 (gene ERICH1). Lineage: Eukaryota; Metazoa; Chordata; Aves; Passeriformes; Cinclidae. Bases 38 to 1033 code for a protein of 331 amino acids. The transcript is spliced from 6 exons. The record is from RefSeq and is a predicted model, not a curated record.
CGGGCCGGGAGGGCCGUCUCGGAGCGGCCGCGGGGCCAUGGCCGGGAGCCGGAGGAAUGUAUUCUUGGCGAAAUUACUGAAACGACUCUAUGGUGAAACUUCAUCUUCUCUUGUUCAUACUUCAAGUAGAGAAGAGGAGGUGGUUCUUGAAAAUCUUGGAUCAAAAUCUAAAGAAAAGAAUUCGGAUAAUGUUCAGAUUUCAUCAGCAGAAUGUAGCACAUCAACUAAUACACAGUGUGAAUCGUUUCAAGGUAAUGAUUAUACAGUUAUGUCUCCAAGAAGAAUUUACACGGUGGAUCUUCCUCCGGAGGGUUAUGUUGCAGUUACUCCAGAUGCUCUUAGUAAUGCAGUUUCUGAAAACUCUGGCAGUAGUGCUGACUCAACAGAAGAGGAAUAUCAAGGGCAAACCAAGAGAAAGCACAUUCGAAGGAAGAAACAAAAGAGCAGUUUACAAAUCUCUAGUAAUUUACAUGGAGAACAAACAGAUUUGGGAAUGCAAGAGACUGUUGUUCAAGAUAAUUUACAGCUGCAGCAAACAGACGGUCCCAAAAUAAGCAAAAACAAAAAGAGGAAAAUGAAAAAGAAGCGACAGAAAGAAAAAAAGAGAGCAGCUGGCUUAGUAACAAAAACUACCAGUGUGGAUUUUACAUAUCAGCCUGACAAAAACAACAAAGAAGAAGCAGCAGGCCUUAAAGACAUAAGUGAAAAGGCAGAUAGCAUUCUGGACUUCCUGCAGGCAACACAACAAAUUUAUUUUGCAGACAAGAAAUCAGAAUGCAGAGAUGCUGCUGUAAAUUCAGCAACUGUCCAAGAGCUCUUACAAAGUCUUGAAUUUCGCACCAUCUCUUCCUCAGAUGUGACUCAUCUGCAUCGGCUGAAAUCCCUUGUAUUGCUACAGGAUAUUGAGAGAUUGAAGGAUGCUUUGAAACAAUUCCAAGAACAAUCUAUGAUGUCUCCUGAUCAUGCCAAGGUAGCCACAUCUCUGUUUCACUACUGGAUUACAGAUAUCCUUCCUGUGAAGAACAGGAAGUAAAGCCUUAACCCCUCUGUCCUUACGCACAAGAUUAAAAUUUAAUAUGCAAACUCCUAACCAAGUAGCAGUUAUUCAUGAAGAGCAGUGUCAAUACACAUUCUACACCUUCAGGGAAAUGAAUUACUUUUCUGUGUUGAAAACACCAGAAGACAAUAGAGUGACUUUUGUGAUGGGUUGGUCAAGAGUAUGGCCUGAGUCUUCAACUGCAUUAAUAUGUACA